GCAGCCUGGCGGAGACGGGAGGAGGAGCGGAGGGAGAAGUAGGUUGCGAGCUCAGCACAGGCUCCGGCGCUGGCUCCCGCAGCUGAGUUUGGGAGAUGUCUAAGUGAUUUUUUUUUUUUCCCGGAAGGCAAAUGGCUGGCGUGGAAGCACAACCCGCUUUCACUCUUCGAAUUUGUGCUUAGCUCUUUUCUUGUACCUUGCGACUCGUGACCAACAUGCUGUGAUGUGUGCCGAGGGAGGAAUUGGUCAGCUACACAACCUGGAUCUUACCACAGUUUGGAUAUGACUGAGGCUCUCCAAUGGGCCAGAUAUCACUGGCGACGGCUGAUCAGAGGUGCAACCAGGGAUGAUGAUUCAGGGCCAUACAACUAUUCCUCGUUGCUCGCCUGUGGGCGCAAGUCCUCUCAGACCCCUAAACUGUCAGGAAGGCACCGGAUUGUUGUUCCCCACAUCCAGCCCUUCAAGGAUGAGUAUGAGAAGUUCUCCGGAGCCUAUGUGAACAAUCGAAUACGAACAACAAAGUACACACUUCUGAAUUUUGUGCCAAGAAAUUUAUUUGAACAAUUUCACAGAGCUGCCAAUUUAUAUUUCCUGUUCCUAGUUGUCCUGAACUGGGUACCUUUGGUAGAAGCCUUCCAAAAGGAAAUCACCAUGUUGCCUCUGGUGGUGGUCCUUACAAUUAUCGCAAUUAAAGAUGGCCUGGAAGAUUAUCGGAAAUACAAAAUUGACAAACAGAUCAAUAAUUUAAUAACUAAAGUUUAUAGUAGGAAAGAGAAAAAAUACAUUGACCGAUGCUGGAAAGACGUUACUGUUGGGGACUUUAUUCGCCUCUCCUGCAACGAGGUCAUCCCUGCAGACAUGGUACUACUCUUUUCCACUGAUCCAGAUGGAAUCUGUCACAUUGAGACUUCUGGUCUUGAUGGAGAGAGCAAUUUAAAACAGAGGCAGGUGGUUCGGGGAUAUGCAGAACAGGACUCUGAAGUUGAUCCUGAGAAGUUUUCCAGUAGGAUAGAAUGUGAAAGCCCAAACAAUGACCUCAGCAGAUUCCGAGGCUUCCUAGAACAUUCCAACAAAGAACGCGUGGGUCUCAGUAAAGAAAAUUUGUUGCUUAGAGGAUGCACCAUUAGAAACACAGAGGCUGUUGUGGGCAUUGUGGUUUAUGCAGGCCAUGAAACCAAAGCAAUGCUGAACAACAGUGGGCCACGGUAUAAGCGCAGCAAAUUAGAAAGAAGAGCAAACACAGAUGUCCUCUGGUGUGUCAUGCUUCUGGUCAUAAUGUGCUUAACUGGCGCAGUAGGUCAUGGAAUCUGGCUGAGCAGGUAUGAAAAGAUGCAUUUUUUCAAUGUUCCCGAGCCUGAUGGACAUAUCAUAUCACCACUGUUGGCAGGAUUUUAUAUGUUUUGGACCAUGAUCAUUUUGUUACAGGUCUUGAUUCCUAUUUCUCUCUAUGUUUCCAUCGAAAUUGUGAAGCUUGGACAAAUAUAUUUCAUUCAAAGUGAUGUGGAUUUCUACAAUGAAAAAAUGGAUUCUAUUGUUCAGUGCCGAGCCCUGAACAUCGCCGAGGAUCUGGGACAGAUUCAGUACCUCUUUUCCGAUAAGACAGGAACCCUCACUGAGAAUAAGAUGGUUUUUCGAAGAUGUAGUGUGGCAGGAUUUGAUUACUGCCAUGAAGAAAAUGCCAGGAGGUUGGAGUCCUAUCAGGAAGCUGUCUCUGAAGAUGAAGAUUUUAUAGACACAGUCAGUGGUUCCCUCAGCAAUAUGGCAAAACCGAGAGCCCCCAGCUGCAGGACAGUUCAUAAUGGGCCUUUGGGAAAUAAGCCCUCAAAUCAUCUUGCUGGGAGCUCUUUUACUCUAGGAAGUGGAGAAGGAGCCAGUGAAGUGCCUCAUUCCAGACAGGCUGCUUUCAGUAGCCCCAUUGAAACAGACGUGGUACCAGACACCAGGCUUUUAGACAAAUUUAGUCAGAUUACACCUCGGCUCUUUAUGCCACUAGAUGAGACCAUCCAAAAUCCACCAAUGGAAACUUUGUACAUUAUCGACUUUUUCAUUGCAUUGGCAAUUUGCAACACAGUAGUGGUUUCUGCUCCUAACCAACCCCGACAAAAGAUCAGACACCCUUCACUGGGGGGGUUGCCCAUUAAGUCUUUGGAAGAGAUUAAAAGUCUUUUCCAGAGAUGGUCUGUCCGAAGAUCAAGUUCUCCAUCGCUUAACAGUGGGAAAGAGCCAUCUUCUGGAGUUCCAAACGCCUUUGUGAGCAGACUCCCUCUCUUUAGUCGAAUGAAACCAGCUUCACCUGUGGAGGAAGAGGUCUCCCAGGUGUGUGAGAGCCCCCAGUGCUCCAGUAGCUCAGCUUGCUGCACAGAAACAGAGAAACAACACGGUGAUGCAGGCCUCCUGAAUGGCAAGGCAGAGUCCCUCCCUGGACAGCCAUUGGCCUGCAACCUGUGUUAUGAGGCCGAGAGCCCAGACGAAGCGGCCUUAGUGUAUGCCGCCAGGGCUUACCAAUGCACUUUACGGUCUCGGACACCAGAGCAGGUCAUGGUGGACUUUGCUGCUUUGGGACCAUUAACAUUUCAACUCCUACACAUCCUGCCCUUUGACUCAGUAAGAAAAAGAAUGUCUGUUGUGGUCCGACACCCUCUUUCCAAUCAAGUUGUGGUGUAUACGAAAGGCGCUGAUUCUGUGAUCAUGGAGUUACUGUCGGUGGCUUCCCCAGAUGGAGCAAGUCUGGAGAAACAACAGAUGAUAGUAAGGGAGAAAACCCAGAAGCACUUGGAUGACUAUGCCAAACAAGGCCUUCGUACUUUAUGUAUAGCAAAGAAGGUCAUGAGUGACACUGAAUAUGCAGAGUGGCUGAGGAAUCAUUUUUUAGCUGAAACCAGCAUUGACAACAGGGAAGAAUUACUACUUGAAUCUGCCAUGAGGUUGGAGAACAAACUUACAUUACUUGGUGCUACUGGCAUUGAAGACCGUCUGCAGGAGGGAGUCCCUGAAUCUAUAGAAGCUCUUCACAAAGCGGGCAUCAAGAUCUGGAUGCUGACAGGGGACAAGCAGGAGACAGCUGUCAACAUAGCUUAUGCAUGCAAACUACUGGAGCCAGAUGACAAGCUUUUUAUCCUCAAUACCCAAAGUAAAGAUGCCUGUGGGAUGCUGAUGAGCACAAUUUUGAAAGAACUUCAGAAGAAAACUCAAGCCCUGCCAGAGCAAGUGUCAUUAAGUGAAGAUUUACUUCAGCCUCCUGUCCCCCGGGACUCAGGGUUACGAGCUGGACUCAUUAUCACUGGGAAGACCCUGGAGUUUGCCCUGCAAGAAAGUCUGCAAAAGCAGUUCCUGGAACUGACAUCUUGGUGUCAAGCUGUGGUCUGCUGCCGAGCCACACCGCUGCAGAAAAGUGAAGUGGUGAAAUUGGUCCGCAGCCAUCUCCAGGUGAUGACCCUUGCUAUUGGUGAUGGUGCCAAUGAUGUUAGCAUGAUACAAGUGGCAGACAUUGGGAUAGGGGUCUCAGGUCAAGAAGGCAUGCAGGCUGUGAUGGCCAGUGACUUUGCCGUUUCUCAGUUCAAACAUCUCAGCAAGCUCCUUCUUGUCCAUGGACACUGGUGUUAUACACGGCUUUCCAACAUGAUUCUCUAUUUUUUCUAUAAGAAUGUGGCCUAUGUGAACCUCCUUUUCUGGUACCAGUUCUUUUGUGGAUUUUCAGGAACAUCCAUGACUGAUUACUGGGUUUUGAUCUUCUUCAACCUCCUCUUCACAUCUGCCCCUCCUGUCAUUUAUGGUGUUUUGGAGAAAGAUGUGUCUGCAGAGACCCUCAUGCAACUGCCUGAACUUUACAGAAGUGGUCAGAAAUCAGAGGCAUACUUACCCCAUACCUUCUGGAUCACCUUAUUGGAUGCUUUUUAUCAAAGCCUGGUCUGCUUCUUUGUGCCUUAUUUUACCUACCAGGGCUCAGAUACUGACAUCUUUGCAUUUGGAAACCCCCUGAACACAGCCGCUCUGUUCAUCGUUCUCCUCCAUCUGGUCAUUGAAAGCAAGAGUUUGACUUGGAUUCACUUGCUGGUCAUCAUUGGUAGCAUCUUGUCUUAUUUUUUAUUUGCCAUAGUUUUUGGAGCCAUGUGUGUAACUUGCAACCCACCAUCCAACCCUUACUGGAUUAUGCAGGAGCACAUGCUGGAUCCAGUAUUCUACUUAGUUUGUAUCCUCACGACGUCCAUUGCUCUUCUGCCCAGGUUUGUAUACAGAGUUCUUCAGGGAUCCCUGUUUCCAUCUCCAAUUCUGAGAGCUAAGCACUUUGACAGACUAACUCCAGAGGAGAGGACUAAAGCUCUCAAGAAGUGGAGAGGGGCUGGAAAGAUGAAUCAAGUGACAUCAAAGUAUGCUAACCAAUCAGCUGGCAAGUCAGGAAGAAGACCCAUGCCUGGCCCUUCUGCUGUAUUUGCAAUGAAGUCAGCAAGUUCCUGUGCUAUUGAGCAAGGAAACUUAUCUCUGUGUGAAACUGCUUUAGAUCAAGGCUACUCUGAAACUAAGGCCUUUGAGAUGGCUGGACCCUCCAAAGGUAAAGAAAGCUAGAUACCCUCCUUGGAGUUGCAAGUAUUCUUUCAAGGUUGGAAGAGGGAUUUUGAAGAGGUAUCUCUCCAAGCAAGAAUGACUUGUUUUUCCAUAAGGGACAUGAGCAUUUUACUAGGCUUGGAAGAGCUGACAUGAUGAGCAUUAUUGUAUGUUUGUAUAUACAUUUGUGAUAGAGGGCUAGAGUUUGACCUAGAGAGAGUUUAAGGAAGUGAAAUAUUUAAUUCAGAACCAAAUGCUUUUGUAAAACUUUUUGGAUUUUGUAAAAGCAUUUUCAUUCUCUUAGAAAUUCAAGUAUUUUCAAGGGGAGUCAUUUGAGAUAUAUUUAUUUUACUAGGAGAUCUUAUAUUCUAGGGAAAUGCUUUAAAUGGUCAGGCUCCAGUCGGAAUUUUUUUAAGAAAAAAGUAGUUUUUAAUACAUUGGUUAGGACUCAGAGGAAAUACGGAAAAAACAUUGUAGAUGGUUAAUUUACAGAUAAAAUCCCAAGAGCCUUUUAAACAACAAGGUACCUAAAAUAGGGUAUAAUUAUACUGCUUAAAAUACAGUUAGUGCCUAUUAAUAGCUUUUUAUUUCCUAUGGGAAGAUGCUUUUGGUCUUCUGGCUGAAGAUGUAGGCAUACCUCUCACUCAUUUCAAUGUUUUCCUGAGGUGGAGCCUUCAUUGGAAAGGGGAAAGAGGGAUUCUAGGGUUUCAUCAGGGACCAGGAAUGCAUUCCUCUGUCAGGUUCCAAUCAAGAGAAGACCUUUUAUGAGAUCUGCCUCUGUAUAGAUGUUGUCAGUUAGGAAACUGAAGCCAUAGGUCAGGCAGACAUCAGCUCAGCCUGUGGCCCAUUGGGUGAUUUCCUGUAUUUUAAAACUGACAGUAGCCUGAUCAAAGUGAUACAAUCAAUUUCAAAACAAUCUUCCAGAGACCACUUGAAGGUUCAUAGUUUUUACAAUACCCUGAGACUUUUCAGGUGUUGGAGCCUCUAAAAUAUGAGAUAUAAACAGAAACUAAUACAAGUUGUUCUCUGGAGGUUUCUAUGAGGUUCUUAGAAAAAUUUGGUUUUAAAAUCAUUUGAGGACAGGAAUGUCUAUAGCAAGUUUACUCCUAUUGCGAAUCAUGUAUGCUGGCUUUAGUUGUAACAAACGAUUUUAUUCUAAGUAAGGCCAGGUGCUACUAUAAAAUCAUAUAUUCCUGUUGAAGUUCUUUUGAAGUCCUAUCUCUAUUUAUUAUAUUUGAAAGUUGUCAGCCACCAGUCAUCCAGAAUUUCCUUCCUGAAUCUCCAUGCUCAUAUGCAAUGUCUACAUCAAGGUCUUCUUAAUGACUAUUAUUCUCAGGGUUUAGUUUUCUACCUUCUGCCUACUAUUUUGGUCUGACAUUUUUGUAGCCUUCUGUUAUUAUUGGAAAUAGUCUCUUACAUAAGCUGAUUUCGAGAACUUUCAAAAUCUCACAUAGCUAAUGGAAGUUGCUUUCUGCUUUCUUAUGACUGUUUUUAUAAAUAAACUGUUUCAUAAAUAAUGUAUACUGGAAAAUUGUCAUCACUCUUGUAAACAUUUGCCAAAUCCAACUGUAAUUAGUACCAGAACUUAGAAGGAAAGUCACAAAGCAUGCCUUUUACCAGAAUAUUGCUUUGCCUUUUCUUAUAUGGAAAAUCACUGAUGUCAUAUCAUUUAUUAUCCUCACAGCAGCUGGCAUUCAUUCCCUGAAAUCGUCGUCUCCUGAUAAACAAUAAUUUAGAGAUAUGUUCACUUGUAAAUAAAAAGGUUAGAAUCUAAGGACAAAGAAUGAUCCAAAAAUACUAAGGAAAAAGAACAAUUUUCAAUUUUCAGAAAUGAAUUAUCUGUACAUAUGAAUAGAGGAAAAUACUGAGUGCUAAUGUUACAGGGCCACAAUCUCAUAUCCACAAUUCCAAAAUCUCCAAACCUCUGAAAACUGAAAUAUUUUUCAUAAAUUAGGCGUAAAUUCUAUGCCCUGAACAAAUGUAAAGCUAUUUAUGUACUUUGCUUAAUGUAAUCAUUCAUAUACUUUGCUACAAAAAUAUUAAUAUAUUUCAUUACUGAAUGCUAAACUGUAUUUCUUUUUAAAAUUUGGAAAAUUUUUAAUUCUGAAACACAAUCUAGACCUUAG
Homo sapiens (human) is the source of this 6668-nucleotide messenger RNA. It is a transcript of the gene ATP10D, whose product is annotated as ATPase phospholipid transporting 10D (putative). Gene Ontology annotation, cellular component: membrane; phospholipid-translocating ATPase complex; endoplasmic reticulum membrane. The record is from RefSeq and is marked validated. The transcript is spliced from 23 exons. Lineage: Eukaryota; Metazoa; Chordata; Mammalia; Primates; Hominidae. Gene Ontology annotation, molecular function: nucleotide binding; ATPase-coupled intramembrane lipid carrier activity; glycosylceramide flippase activity. Gene Ontology annotation, biological process: phospholipid transport. Bases 283 to 4563 code for a protein of 1426 amino acids.